UUUGGGAAUUUGGAUUUGUGGGAUUUGGGAUUUGGGAAUUGGAAGAUUUGGGGCAGAAGAAGAAGAAGAAGAAGCAUCAGCCAUGAAUACCAACUUCAAUUUCAAUCGGAAGAAGAAGAUGAUGGUCCUCACCGCCGACGAAUCGAAGACGCUCUACUCUCUUCUCAGGGCCGACCAACGCCCUCUCCACCACAUCGUCUCCGACUUCAGCUCCACCUUCCCCACCACCUCUCUCCCUCACUACAUCGCCUGCUUCUCUCUCUCCACUCUCUUACAGGACAAGAAGAUGCUCAACUCGACUCAGCGUUUGAUUGCGUUUGCCCUUCUUCAUCAAUCUUAUUCUGCUCAGACUUCUUCUGCGAAUCCCUUCCUCACUCUAUUUAUCACUGCUGCCUGCAAUGAUGAAACUGAAAAGUACGAGAGGGCAUUUCUUCUUCUGCUUUUAAGCUCGGAUACCUCCAGUAAUGGCAAAGAGUUUCUUAAACAAUCUGCUACAGAUUACAUCAACGGUUUUGAUCCCUCAAUGCACACAUUCCCUCAGCAAGCACAGUUGGAACAGCAAUACUGUGACAAACUUAAUCCAGAGCCUUAUAACUGCCCAUUUAAAGAUGGUUCAGUUAGAAAUAUUGUCCCAGACCCCGAUGUUCCCGAUGGUUGCGAUCCUAAUUCAUCAGAGUUUGAUUUGCAAUGGAGAGACAAACCUAAGAUUGGAUCUGGUGAUAGAGAUGAGACAGUUGUGGGGUUCCUGUCAAAUCUGUCAAUGGAAGGGUUAGGUCCUCAUUGGAGCCGGCCUGUUCCACCAAGACUCCCAGUCCAGGCUGGUGAAUUGGUAUGGCUAAACCCUGGUGAUAAUCAUGAACUAUUAUGGGACUAUGGUAUGUGUGUUGAUACUAGCAGAGGAACAGCAGUAAGAGACUUGAUCACCAAAGCUUUGAAGGGGCCACUUGUUCCUAACCAACAAGAGCAAGUUCUAUUGGAAUUGGCAAAUGACCCCAAGCUUGUAUAUCAUUGCGGACUCACACCAAGAAAGCUACCAGAACUUGUGGAAAAUAAUCCUCUUAUUGCUGUUGAAGUUCUUACUAAGUUGAUAAAUUCCCCUGAAAUAGCUGAUUACUUUACAGUGCUUGUCAAUAUGGACAUGAGUCUUCACUCAAUGGAGGUUGUGAACAGACUAACAACUGCAGUGGAACUUCCUUCUGAGUUUAUACGGAUGUACAUAACUAAUUGUAUAUCAUCCUGUGAGAACAUCAAGGACAAAUACAUGCAGAACAGACUCGUGAGGCUCGUAUGCGUUUUUUUGCAGAGCCUUAUCAGAAACAAUAUCAUCAAUGUUAAGGAUCUGUUCAUCGAAGUUCAAGCAUUUUGUAUCGAGUUCUCGCGGAUUAGAGAAGCAGCAACAUUGUUUAGGCUUCUCAAGUCAUUGGAAUGAGAUUUCAGGCUUAGUUUCUUUUCUCUAUAUUACAUUUUGUAGAUAAUUACAAUGUUUUAAUUGAAUUGAGAGGUCAUUUAGUGAAAUAUUUUGAACUCAAGAAUAGUUAUUUGCUUUUGUGGUGUUCA
Messenger RNA from Humulus lupulus (European hop), 1557 nucleotides. RefSeq lists its product as uncharacterized. The record is from RefSeq and is a predicted model, not a curated record. Bases 83 to 1429 code for a protein of 448 amino acids. Gene Ontology annotation, cellular component: CCR4-NOT complex. NCBI's taxonomy places the organism in Eukaryota, Viridiplantae, Streptophyta, Magnoliopsida, Rosales, Cannabaceae. Gene Ontology annotation, biological process: negative regulation of translation; mRNA catabolic process. The transcript is spliced from 12 exons.